AUGGCGGAUCGUUUCCCUUCAUUGGAGGACUUCUCUGCGGGCCAGACCGAAGUCGUCGAGACCAACGGUGCCUCUGAUGAAAGUGACUUCCUAGCUCGCGAACGGGCUAUGCUCGGUGAUGAUGCAGAACAAUUUGCGACUCCCCAAGAUCUGUCGCCGACGACGUAAACAAUGACGACGACUUACUGGGAGGUGCGGAUGCCGCUCCGUCCGCGGGUGGUGUUGAGCCUCAGGAGAUCGCUGGAUUCGAGUCUUCCUUCCCUGCUCUCGACACACAGAACGAGCAAGUUGCCCCUGGCGGCACAAUCACUGGGUCGGGUGCCCCCUUUCCACCUACUGGGUAUUCCAACUACACAACUCAAGCCCCGGAGGAGGAGCCAGAGCCCGUUAGGGAAUGGCGUGAGCGGCGAGAUGCGGAUAUCCAACGUCGUGCGGAGAUCUCGGAGGAGAAGAAGGAAUCUACCAUAAAGAAGGCGCGCGAGGAUAUUGAUGACUUUUAUGUCUCAUACAACAACAAGACGGACAAGCUUCGUGCCCAAACCCGCGCUGAGGCAGAUCAGUUCCUGUCCAACCGGGAGGACACUUCUUCUGGAGGUACUAGCUGGGAACGCAUUGCCAAGCUUGUCGACGUCUCCGGAAAGGGAACCAAGGGUGGUGCCAGCGGUUCUGGUAAGGAGCGCUUCCGAGAGCUGCUCCUUGAUCUUAAGAAGGACCAGAAUGCCCCCGGUGUCAGCGGCGUUUAA
Messenger RNA from Aspergillus niger, 743 nucleotides. RefSeq lists its product as uncharacterized. The transcript is spliced from 4 exons. The annotation marks the transcript as partial. Lineage: Eukaryota; Fungi; Ascomycota; Eurotiomycetes; Eurotiales; Aspergillaceae. The record is from RefSeq and is a predicted model, not a curated record. Gene Ontology annotation, biological process: intracellular protein transport; clathrin-dependent endocytosis; clathrin coat assembly. Gene Ontology annotation, molecular function: structural molecule activity; clathrin heavy chain binding. Gene Ontology annotation, cellular component: clathrin coat of coated pit; plasma membrane; clathrin coat of trans-Golgi network vesicle.